Molecule: messenger RNA, 1583 nt
Organism: Gracilinanus agilis (Agile Gracile Mouse Opossum)
Lineage: Eukaryota; Metazoa; Chordata; Mammalia; Didelphimorphia; Didelphidae
Gene: PRRX1
Product: paired related homeobox 1
Exons: 4
Coding region: 1-738 (245 amino acids)
Biological process (GO): regulation of DNA-templated transcription
Molecular function (GO): DNA-binding transcription factor activity, RNA polymerase II-specific; DNA binding
Source: RefSeq, a predicted model, not a curated record
AUGACCUCCAGCUAUGGGCACGUUCUGGAGCGGCAGCCGGCCUUGGGUGGCCGCUUGGACAGUCCCGGGAACCUCGACAACCUUCAAGCGAAAAAGAACUUCUCGGUGAGUCACCUGCUCGAUCUAGAGGAGGCCGGUGACAUGGUGGCCGCCCAGGCGGAUGAAAGCGUUGGAGAGGCUGGACGGAGUCUGCUGGAGUCUCCCGGACUGACCAGUGGCAGCGACACUCCACAGCAAGACAAUGAUCAGCUGAACUCAGAGGAGAAAAAGAAGAGAAAGCAGAGGAGAAAUAGGACCACCUUCAACAGCAGUCAGUUGCAGGCAUUAGAAAGAGUCUUUGAGAGGACACACUAUCCCGAUGCUUUUGUACGAGAAGACCUUGCCCGAAGAGUUAACCUCACUGAAGCCAGAGUUCAGGUGUGGUUUCAGAACCGAAGAGCCAAGUUUCGCAGGAACGAGAGAGCCAUGCUGGCUAAUAAAAAUGCCUCCCUCCUUAAAUCCUACUCAGGGGACGUGACUGCUGUGGAGCAGCCCAUUGUACCUCGUCCUGCUCCAAGACCCACCGAUUAUCUUUCCUGGGGAACAGCCUCUCCGUACAGCGCCAUGGCUACUUAUUCUGCUACAUGUGCCAACACAAGCCCUGCGCAGGGCAUGAACAUGGCCAACAGCAUUGCCAACCUGAGACUGAAGGCAAAGGAAUAUAGUUUACAGAGGAACCAGGUGCCAACAGUCAACUGAGAAAAACAAACUAAAACAUUCAAAAACAAACCUAAGAAGAAACCAGAAACAAAGUUAAAUAGAAAACCACCAUAAGAAUCCUAUCUUGCUCUGUCUACUGCUUCGUCUGCUGGAGAAAACAAACAGACAGACAGACAAAGAAUGCAGAACUAAAUAAAUAUUGGGACCAUAGCAGAGAAAAUCAAGAGAGGAGGAAACUGAAAAAAAAUUAACAAAUAUUUCCCCUCCCUUUGGGAUAUCACUAUCAUUUGUUCCCAUGUUUGAUUAUAUUUGUUUCCACAAUCUAUGCUUUGCUCAAUAUAAUGCAAGCUUCUUCAGCUAUGUCCACCCCAUGCCCCAUUAUCCUAAGUUUUUUUAAAAAAUUCAUAACAGCAGAACUAUAUAGACAUGCAGAAAAGAGUGCCUAGUGUCAUAUCGCUGAUCCAUCUUGAGUCUUAGUGCCUUCCCUGUCCUCCUGUCCAGCUCAGUGUCUAAAAAGCUCAGAGGGCUCUCAAGAUUGCCAAAGCCUUUCUAAAGUGCCUGCCUGCCUCCCCAGAGACCUGACCCACUCCUUGAUUCUCUCUCUAAUGUGUGAGCAGGUUUUUUGAGGUAGCUUUUAGAAAAUAGCAGCAAUGCCCAAAGCAGGUCAUUAGCCUAUCCCAAUCUCUUCCUACCUGGCUGAUUCAGAGCACUAAGCCUUAUUUAAAACAUUGACAUCAUAAUACAUGACCCAUCCAAACCCCAAAAUAUCAGCCAUUCUGGGUUUAGAAGACUCCAUAGCCAUUUUGAAGAAAGGAAGUACUCUAUAUUCAAGAGAGAUGGAAAACUAGCCCUGGACAGAAUCAGAAACUGAGAUCUGUUACUGG